AUGUUCCAUCGAGCCUUCCGGAGACUAGAUCGGACCCAGCCCCAGUCGGGGAACUCUGGGGAGGUACCGGGGACGGCUAAGGAGGGCAAUACCACGUUGAAAGUGGCAACACUUAACAUCAACGGGGUCAAGUCGAAGAAGAUACAACUCCAGCGUGUGCUAGCGAUGUACCGGAUUAACUGCAUUGCCCUACAGGAGACGACCCUGACUGUGACAGACUGGGCGCUCAACGUGCCGGGGUAUCGAACGUUUGCGGUGUAUGGAGAAAGGACGAGUUCGACACGUGGAGCGGCCAUUUUGUUGCGGAAUAAGAUGGGGGCACAAACGGUGGGCAAGAGCUCGCCGUGGCACACCUUCGUCCGGUGCUAUGGUCUAGGUAAAGUUCCUUUGCGAACUGUCCGAAACCAGAUGAGGGAUUUGAGGGUCAAGUACCCGAACGAUUCCAUCAUCCUCAUGGGAGACUUCAACCGACUUCGCCCCAGGGUUGAACAAUGGUUCAACUGCGCGUAUGAAUCGAUACGGGUGUGGGAACUCACGGGGAAAGAUGCCGACCUCGGAACACGGGACCAUGGGUCUAAGCGAGUCAUAGAUCACAUCAUGACGUCCUUGGCCCACCCGCAAGACACACUGCGGGCACCCCGAGUACUGAGGAAGGUGGACAUCUCCGACCACUAUCCAGUGGUGAGCACGUUCAGGAGCGACCGAGCAGAUGCAAGCACAGGCGACAGCGUAGGUGUCCCAAUCAACGCACGUACGAUCCAAAGGGGAGAGAGAAUCAACACCGGAUUGAUUCCGAUGCCAGGGACACACUGGUAUCAAGAGAGCGGACCAAGAGGUCGUGCGAAUCACCAGAAAGUGAUCCAUGCGAACUAUUGGGAACCACUCGCGGACCUCAUCGAGGAGGGCAAUGAGGAGCUCUCACCGGAGGAUACGACGGCGUUGGUUGACGCUGCGGCUAGCCGCAUGGUGGAAGCCUCCCACCAGGUGGCGAGGGAAUGUGGACAAACUAAGGACAGUUCGACCCAACGUGCACCUGCACUGAAGCCCCAGAUCGCGCGAGCCAUUGAUGAUCGUGGUCGCCUGUAUAGAGCCGCCAAGAGGUUGCGGAAGAACUCACCACGGGCUAAGGUCGCUUGGGAACGGUACCAUGAGGCGAGGAUGAAGGCAGAACGGUUGGUUCGGAAGGACCGACGACGUGCAUGGACGAAAGCCCUUUGUACGGCGAGUGAACAGCUACGUUCGGACCCCAAAGCGGCUUGGCACUUUAUGUCCGCUGUUGCGGGAUGGAAGCGGAAGGACUCAUCGGGCGGCCUGCAACCGGUGCAGCACCCUGAUUCACGCGCGCUCCUCACGAGUGCGAAUGACAUCAGCGCGGCAUGGAGGACCCAUUAUCAGCGACUGGCGGCGGAUGUGACGGGGAACAGCCGGAAAUCGGAUAAAUGGAAUGCAUGGCGGGCUGCCCCCCAAAGGCGACAUAUGACCGAACUCGAUGGGCCCAUUCUGAGAGAAGAGAUGGUGGAGGCACUAGCCCGUAUCAAACGACAUAAAUCGCCAGGCAACGAUGGGGUACCAGCAGAUUUCCUGGAGUUGGCAGGGGGGGAAGAGGGGUCCCAGUCUCCAAUGGGGAAGACAGUACUUGGUAUGCUCAACUUGAUCUGGAAAACUCGGGUGAUUCCGACGGACAGGAGAGAGUCGACAGUUGUACCGAUACCGAAGAAAGGCGACAUGACCGACAUGAACAAUCACCGCGGGAUAUCGUUGAUGAAUACGGUGCUCAAGGUAUUGGUCAUGAUCAUAAGCACCCGCCUGAACUCGGCAUUUGAGCGACACAAACUGUUUUCUCAAUCCCAAGCGGGUUUUAGGACUCGGGAGGAAUGCGUGACACAGGCCGCAUGUCUGCUGGAAAUCUGCCAACGACGUAAGUUCAGGCGCAAGUCUGCUUAUCUGAUGUUCGUGGAUCUCAAGAAGGCGUACGACACAGUGCCGCAAGAAGCACUCUUCGCGAAACUAGUAUUCUAUGGGGUACGGGGAGAGAUGCUGGCCUUUAUUCGAGCUUUGUACGCGAACAGCAAGAUCGCGGUUCGCACGGGCGACCUGUUGUCCGACUCGUUUAGCCUGGAGCGAGGAGUACGGCAGGGAUGCCCACUGUCGCCGGUGCUGUUCAAUAUCUUCAUCAACGAUAUAUUGGACGGAGCCGAGUCACUGGGAGUACCCGAGGUGGGAAACCAACUUGAACGAGCACCUCGUAUCCCGGGCCUACUGUUUGCGGACGACCUCGUGACCAUUUCGCCGACCCGGGCAAAAUUGGCUGCGAUGGACGACCACAUAUCAGUGUGGAUGGCGGAGAACGAGAUGUCGGCUGGAAUUCACAAAUGCGGUGUGAUGGCCAUCGGACACGGACGACGGAGGCUACGCGAGAGGCCUGAUAGGUGGAAACUAGCAGGAGAGACACUACCAAUUGUCGAGUCGUAUACAUACCUAGGGCUUGAGUUCAAUCGAAGGCUCGAUGUGGAAGUUAUGAUGGGAAACAAGCUGGCAGCGGGGGAGAAGCUAGUUACACUGAUGACCCCGUAUCUGUUGUGCAGACAGAUACCAGUGCCACUCAAGGUAGCAGUGGUCCGAGGAGUGAUUUUGCCCAGGCUCCUCUUUGGCGCCGAAGUGUUUGGGAUGCGUACAAGCAUCACUAACCGACUGCAAGUAUACGUGAACCGGGCGUAUCGGAUGGUAGCAGGUAUGAGCCCGAAGGCGACGGUUUCCAGUGUGGCACUAUGGAGAGAAUUGGAAAUACCUCCGAUAUGUGCGAGCGCAGCCGCGAGGCGGGCGAGGACGAUGCAAAAGGCGUCGAAACUGAAAACCUGGAUUGCAUCGAUCAUGGCCCAACCCUACAAACACCGAAAGUGGACGUGGGGCACGGGAACGGGACGAUGGAUGAACCGGUAUUCACAUCGACUGGCUAAGGCAACGUCUGACGACCUCCCGGCGAAGAUGCGACGACCUGGGGGGUGGAUUAAGAUGAAUCCGCAAGAGUUGAGCAGAUGUAUCACCGCGGUAGUGUGGGAACGGGAGGAACGAGUCGCAUGGUCCAAAACCGCGGAUGAUUACAAGCAGAUGCAUUUCGAAACCAACCCCCUGGCUGCCGCACGCGCCGCGGGGCACGCUACACUUGAAGAAGGAUUGGCACUCAUCAUCCGUUGCCGCGUUGGUGGAUUCUGGGGCGCCGGUAGGCUGAGCCGGCGGGGCAUGAUCCACCCCAGAUACAAAAGGAUGUGCCCAUGUUGCAAGAGGCGGGUAGAAGAGGAUCUUGCACAUGUAUUGUUCGACUGUCCGACGUGGUCGGAAGCUCGUAACGGCCUGCUUGCGCCACUCAUCGCUGCAGCCAAUGCGAUUGUUGGCUCGGCGGACUCUGGUUAUGGGAAGAAAAAGGUUGCCCUGCUUCUCGGUGGGAAGUAUGAAGGGUGCAAAGCGUUGAAAGAUUGGGGAUUGGAGUCAGGAUUCCGGGGGCCUAUCUCGCCUGUUGAGAAAGAGGGGUAG
Messenger RNA from Ectocarpus sp. CCAP 1310/34, 3531 nucleotides. Lineage: Eukaryota; Phaeophyceae; Ectocarpales; Ectocarpaceae. The record is from the annotation of a GenBank genome assembly.